AGAGAACUUUGUGAAGUGGCAUUUGAAUAAUCGAAUCUUCGAUAAUAAUGGCACGAUACCAUCCUGACCAUGUGACAAUCAGCGCGAACCACAGGAUAGACAUCCUGAGUGGCCCAACACCACAGUUGAAACCCUCGUUGACACCCGAGUCCCUGCCGACGCUGAGCGAGUCCCAAACAAAGGAGCUGGAAAGGCAAUUCAAGCUGUGCAAAAAUCCGGACCCCGCUGAGUUGUCGAUUUUGGCAGUGGAAAUGGGACUGCAAGAAAAAGACAUCAUGAACUGGUUCUCCUACCGACUUGCCCUGUGGAGACGAGGCCAGGGCCUGAACCCGAAUGAGCAGCAACUUUGAGAACGCCGACAAUAAGGAGACGCCUACGAAGAAGCAAACCUGGCUGCAAGCAUUCGGAAGAAAAUCCGGAUGUGGGAUUUCGCGGCUAGCUUCAAUUUCACGCUUCAUUUCUGCUUAUUUUUUUCUUGUCAACUCUGUCCUUUAUUUUAUUUCUCUCUGAUUGAAAGAAAAAGAAACUUGGAGGAGCAUCCAGAAAAUUGACAGGACAGUGGAAGUCCGCAUUUACUCGAAUAUACGAUGCUAUUCUGUUUCAUUGUACUGUACUGAAAAAAAAUAAUCGCGAAUGUAAGACGCUUCUUCACUCAUCUCACUUGGGAUUCGAAUGAAUCCUGAAACAUAUCUAUGUCAUAAUUUUCUCCGACAUCUUCCCGACAGGCUUUGAGCGCGGAUAUUUCCAGCUCAUAAUAUUAUUUAGUCACAGUCUCUUAUUUUUCCAGAGCUUUGCCUCAUUUUGAUUCCAUUAAUUACUGAGGAGGCUAUCAAAAAUAUUCUUUUUCAUUGAGCGAUUGACAAUUAUACACUAGAAAUAAUUUUUAAACAUUAAAUUGCAUUUUCUUUUCAGUUCGAAAGUUAAUUCUGUCCUUUUAUUUUUGGAGAUUAUUUUUUACUUUUCAGUGCGCUAAAUAUUCGAGUGAACGCAUGACGUUUCCUUUAAUCAACCUGGAACCUGUCAGGAAUAGUGGUUUUUUUUUUUCUUUGCUGGAGAAUUAGUUGUUGUGGCCUGUUUCUUAAGGUAGUAAACAAGAUACGCUUCGAAUUCAGGACGGGAAAGUUGCUCCCAGAAAUGAUUAAUGUGAUGGGCUUCGUGAAACUCUAAAAUAAAUAAUUUUCCUUCCCAGUGUAUAAACGACAGUCCACUCUUCGGUACUGUAUAUUCAUCGAACGAGAUGAAUACGUUUAAAAACUUUCAUUUCUCAGUCAGAUUUAAAAACCAACUGUUUUUGCAGCUUUCUGAUAACUACACGCUUUUAGUCAAAGAGUUCAUGAGACGAUCCAGGUGGAAAUAAUUUUUCGUCAUUAUUCUUCGAGAAAUAAAUAUACAGUACUGUAUUCAUAAAUUAAAUUUCUGCGCGAGAGGUGUUCGCGCAAACUUAAUGGCUUUUGGGGUUUAUUAUUCCUCAGGAGGUGCAGUAUAGCAUUGAUGAGAGAAAUUCCAACCAAUCCCGUUUUGUAUUCGAAGUCAGGGUUUAAAUUAUUACCUUGCCUUUUUGAAUUCAUUUUCCACCUGGUGAAAAUUGAGCAGUUUUAUAACCGUGGACGUAUUGCUUCGGUAUCGAUAUUUUUAAUUGCUGGUGUGCGGAAUUCCGUGUGAAUGACGAUUUAGUCCUCGACCCAGUUCCACAUACACUUAUGUGGUUGCCACAGGGUCACGAGACAGAAAAUCCCA
Molecule: messenger RNA, 1737 nt
Organism: Notodromas monacha
Lineage: Eukaryota; Metazoa; Arthropoda; Ostracoda; Podocopida; Cyprididae
Source: the annotation of a GenBank genome assembly